AAGGAGCUGGUGGUCCCAGAAGCAAUCAAAAACAAAAUGUGGGCCCCAGUCUAACCCAUUCAAAUUAAUCGUGGUUAGAUUCCACUCUCUGGUUAAUCCCUCUUUGCAGAUCUCUAUCUCUACAGCUCCUUCCUCAGCUUUGCAGAUUCUAUUAGGGUUUCAGAAUUCAUUCGUAAAAUUCAAAAAAAAACUCAUAAUCUUCUUCUGAAUUGCUCUCUAACUUUGCAAAUUCUGUUGUUCUUUGUUGUUUUUCUUUUCAAUUUCGAAAUUGGGUCGGAAUUAAAUGGAUCCAAGGGUUCUUUGAUUUCGCUGCAAAUUGAUCGGAGUUGAGACAGAUGGAGACGCAGAGGAUAAUCGAAUUGCCACAUAGAAACAUGGAUAAACGUCCUCGAAAGAGGCCUCGUUUAACUUGGGACAUGCCUCCUCCUCCUCUUCCUCCUCCCAAGGUCCUUUCAGCUAUGUAUUAUGGGCAGGAUUUUGGGAACGGAGUAGCCAUUCCCAAUUAUGCAUAUCCAAAUAUGUUUUACAGGGAUGUUCCCGUUCCUCGACAUGGCUCCCCUCCUUGGAGACCUGAUGAUAAAGAUGGGCAUUAUGUCUUUGCCAUUGGCGAGAGUUUGACACCUCGCUACAGAAUUCUUAGCAAAAUGGGUGAAGGGACAUUUGGGCAAGUUUUGGAAUGUCUUGAUAAUGAAAAGAAACAAGUCGUUGCAAUAAAAAUUGUUCGCUCCAUACACAAGUAUCGUGAAGCUGCCAUGAUUGAAAUUGACGUCCUACAGAGGCUUGCCAGGCACGACAUUGGUGGCACUCGUUGUGUGCAAAUACGGAAUUGGUUUGACUAUCGUAAUCAUAUUUGUAUUGUCUUUGAGAAGCUUGGACCAAGCUUAUACGAUUUUCUCCGCAAAAACAGCUACCGUUCAUUUCCCAUUGAUCUUGUUCGGGAGCUUGGCAGACAACUUUUGGAGUCUGUUGCAUUUAUGCAUGAAUUGCGGUUGAUUCACACAGAUUUGAAGCCUGAGAAUAUUCUACUUGUUUCCUCUGAAUAUAUCAAAGUUCCAGAUUAUAAGUUUCUUUCACGGUCCACAAAAGAUGGCUCCUAUUUCCAGAAUCUGCCAAAAUCAAGUGCUAUUAAGCUCAUUGAUUUUGGGAGUACUACAUUUGAACAUCAGGAUCACAGUUAUGUGGUGUCAACGCGCCAUUAUCGUGCACCAGAGGUUAUCUUAGGACUUGGAUGGAACUAUCCUUGUGAUUUAUGGAGUGUUGGUUGCAUACUUGUUGAAUUAUGCUCUGGUGAGGCCCUUUUUCAAACACAUGAGAACUUAGAACAUCUUGCCAUGAUGGAAAGGGUUUUAGGGCCACUGCCACAACAUAUGAUGGUCAGAGCUGACCGUCGUGCUGAGAAAUAUUUCAGGAGAGGUACACGAUUAGAUUGGCCUGAGGGUGCAACUUCAAGAGAAAGCAUGAGAGCAGUUUGGAAAUUGCCUCGACUGCCGAACCUAAUCAUGCAGCAUGUAGAUCAUUCUGCUGGUGAUUUGAUUGAUCUCUUGCAAGGGCUCUUACGAUAUGAUCCAGCAGAUCGACUCAAAGCCAGGGAAGCUCUGAGACAUCCAUUCUUCACAAAAGAUCCAAGAAGGUGUGGCUACCCUUUAUAAUGUGGACACACCUCAUUCUUAAAAUGAAGAGGCUUUGAAGCAAAAGUCAUAUAACAAGGAGAUACCUCGUCGCAGUUGAUGUCGUGACAUUUAUUUAAUAUACAAUUGUUUCCAUAUAGUAAAGAGUAAUAUCUUUCCUCCCAUGCCCUUUUGUCGAUUGGUGUGUUUCUGUUCUAUGGUGAUCCUAAUUGAUCUAUAAUUUCUGGUUUGUUUUGUGAUGUUCGUGAAGUAAAAUACUGAAAAUACCAAUUAUAACAGCAUGUGAGAGUUCCUUCUCUUUUCA
This is a messenger RNA of Jatropha curcas, 1932 nucleotides long. RefSeq names its product serine/threonine-protein kinase AFC1. The record is from RefSeq and is a predicted model, not a curated record. Gene Ontology annotation, biological process: protein phosphorylation. NCBI's taxonomy places the organism in Eukaryota, Viridiplantae, Streptophyta, Magnoliopsida, Malpighiales, Euphorbiaceae. Gene Ontology annotation, cellular component: nucleus. Gene Ontology annotation, molecular function: ATP binding; protein serine/threonine kinase activity.